UGGAUGACUGACAGCUGUCCUUCAUCACAACAGAAAUCCUCGUCCUCAUCAUCAAAAACAUGACUUUGAUCUGCGUCCUCAUCUGGACUCUCCUCCUCUGCUGCUGCUUCACAGAGUCCAGAGGACAGGUCACAGUGACUCAGCCUGCAGCAGUGACCUCUGCUCUGGGAGCCUCCGUCUCCAUCUCAUGUAGAACCAGUCAGAAUGUUUAUGGUAGCAACCGUUUAGCCUGGUACCAACAGAAAGAUGGAGGAACUCCUAAACUCCUAAUUUACUAUGCUAGCAAUCGAGCAUCAGGGAUUCCAGAUCGUUUUUCAGGCAGUGGAUCAAACUCUGCCUUCACUCUGACCAUCAGUGGAGUCCAGACUGAAGAUGCAGCAGUUUACUACUGUCAGAGUAUACACUCUAUCAACAGUCAGUAUGUGUUCACACAAGUAUGGGUGAACAUGGGAUGUGGCAGCUCAAGACUGCUUUCUGUUUUUGUCUCUGUAUCCUCAGAGUCCAGAGGACAGGUCACAGUGACUCAGCCUGCAGCAGUGAGCUCUGCUCUGGGAGCCUCCGUCUCCAUCUCAUGUAGAACCAGUCAGAAUGUUAAUGUCUAUAACAGUAACCACCUUUUAGCCUGGUACCAACAGAAAGAUGGAGGAACUCCUAAACUGCUUAUAUACGCUGCUAGCACUCGAGAAUCAGGGAUUCCAGAUCGUUUUUCAGGCAGUGGAUCAAACUCUGCCUUCACUCUGACCAUCAGUGGAGUCCAGACUGAAGAUGCAGCAGUUUACUACUGUCAGAGUGAACACUAUAUCAACAGUCAGUAUGUGUUCACACAGUGAAAAAGCGUCGUACAAAAACCUCCCU
This is a messenger RNA of Labrus mixtus (cuckoo wrasse), 855 nucleotides long. Its product is annotated as immunoglobulin kappa light chain-like. Lineage: Eukaryota; Metazoa; Chordata; Actinopteri; Labriformes; Labridae. The transcript is spliced from 4 exons. Gene Ontology annotation, biological process: immune response; immunoglobulin production. The coding region runs from base 60 to 830 and encodes 256 amino acids. The record is from RefSeq and is a predicted model, not a curated record.